AUGGAAGAUGCAGGCGGCAACGGAAGUGUAGCACAAUCGCUAGACCACGGUGACGGGCUCACAGGACGGGCGCGGUCUGGAAGCACAAGCAGCGGACACAAGCGCAGCUCGUCCGGCUCGCUGCUCUCGAAAUUCGCAUUCCUGCGCAUGAACCAGGCGACCCACCACACGGCUGAACACAACCACUCAGCAAUGGGGAAGGACGAUGGCGAGGACCUCGCAUCCGGUCUGCGUGGGGGACGGGCGAUGGCGAGCGCUCUGCAACAACGACGGACGCGACGGAGAAGAGGCUCGCUGAGGAAAACAGCGUUGCUGGGGACACGCUUCGAUUAUCGGGAUAAGAAGGCUACGCGGGCGUCUGUUGAUCUGUCGCGCGGGGAUGGAGAUUCACAACUACCGGCUCAGAUAUCCGCGACACGGGCGCAAUCCGUGGUGGAUACGGUCCCAGUCCGGGAUGGGUUUUCGUCGUUUGGAAGCGCGCUCGCUCCGCGGGCAGAUAAAAACGUUCCUUCCGGCUGGGGCACUGCGGAUACUCAACGGGCCGACUCUUCGGCCAAUUUCUCAACGUGGAACGUGCUUAGAGAUGAAUUGGGCACCGACGACGAGGACAUGAUUUCCUUUCCCCGCGUCAAAAACUCCAAUGCUGCCGUCGCAGCCGCGUUCCAGAAUUCCUCUGCGAGCAGCACCAGUGCCGCCGCAGGCUUACACAUCCCGACGCCGUCCUCGAGUUCGGAUUCCUACUACGCUCUCCCAGCAGGCGCGGCAUACAGGGCCGUGCGCCGCACGAAAUCGCCUCUUGCGACACACGUCACGGACCUGAAGGCUACACAGAAGAUCGUCUGGGACUACUCGGAGACGGAGUGGUGGGGGUGGAUUAUCUUGAUCGUGACCUGGUUGGUCUUUGUGGUGGGAAUGGGCAGUUGUUUCGGUGUCUGGAGCUGGGCUUGGGACGUGGGGGAGACUCCGUAUGCACCGCCGGAGCUGGAGGAUGAUCUGACCUUGCCCAUCGUCGGGUAUUAUCCAGCCUUGAUCAUAUUGACGGCUGUCAUGUCCUGGGUCUGGGUUGUUGUGGCGUGGGUGGGCAUGAAGUACUUCAAGCAUGCCAAUAUCACAGGCGAUGAUACAUGA
Aspergillus clavatus NRRL 1 is the source of this 1128-nucleotide messenger RNA. RefSeq names its product PIG-Y family protein. The record is from RefSeq and is a predicted model, not a curated record. Bases 1 to 1128 code for a protein of 375 amino acids. Lineage: Eukaryota; Fungi; Ascomycota; Eurotiomycetes; Eurotiales; Aspergillaceae. The transcript has a single exon.